Messenger RNA from Alligator sinensis (Chinese alligator), 972 nucleotides. RefSeq names its product TNF receptor superfamily member 18 (gene TNFRSF18). The transcript has 6 exons. The record is from RefSeq and is a predicted model, not a curated record. Bases 1 to 753 code for a protein of 250 amino acids. Gene Ontology annotation, cellular component: external side of plasma membrane. NCBI's taxonomy places the organism in Eukaryota, Metazoa, Chordata, Crocodylia, Alligatoridae. Gene Ontology annotation, biological process: positive regulation of cell adhesion.
AUGCUUCGCAUCAGACAGGGAACCUGCUUGGUUUUGCUGGUCGGGCUGUGGCUGUGGACACAGCCGGGUCUAGCACAAGAGUGCAGAAGUGGUAAUUUAAAGCUCGUCAAUGGAAUGGAGAAAUGCUGCCCGAUUUGUUCAUCCAGACCAGAAAACCAAUUUACGCCGUGUGCUAAUGCAGAGGGUGACUGUAAAUGUGAGGCUGGAUACCAGUGCGCUGACCUAUCCUGCACGUCCUGCAAGCGACUCCCGCAGUGCAAGGCAGGUGAAGAAAUGAAAAAGACAGGCAGGAUUGAUUUUGAAUUCACCUGCAAACCCUGCAAAAAUGGAACCUUUUCUAAAGCUGGGGACACCAGAUGCAAACCUUGGACUAAGCAUCCAGGUCCUAGAUGUGUAAUGAUCAAGCCAGGAAAUGCAACCCAUGAUGCAGAAUAUGGCAAAGAUGAACCUUCUCUGGAGGAAGGCAUCCUUUCAUCUUUGGAUUCCUCGUCUACUACCAUCAUGGCAAUCCUGACUGCAGUGUCUAUCUUCGUUCUCAUCCUGAUGACCUUCUUCUUGCACCUCUUCAUAUGGUCACUGAAGAAAGAGAAAGUCCACAUAGUUCAAGAACCUGAAAAUAAUGCCAUCUUGAUGCCACCACCACCAAGCCAUCUUGUAGAAGAUACCUACAGCUGCCAGUUCCCCGAAGAAGAAGCUGGAGACAAAAUAAUGGAAGAAAAACCUUCUUGCAUCACCAUAAUGGGCCUGCACUGAAGAGGUGGAUGGAAGGCACAUAUCUGUGAAAAGGGAAGAUUUGAAUGUCUUUUCAAACACAGACAGACUGAAGGGUGGGGACAAAGAUAAUCUCAGAAACACGGCAGUCUUGCAGUAGGAAUUGAGGAACUAUUCCCUCGAGCUGGCAUUUGGCUCAGCCCCUGUUCUUUGCAGCCAGUUCUUCCUAUUCCGAUCUAAGUCCUUUUCAGCUCAGCCUAG